AUGGUCGAAUCCACCAAUUUCAUCACGACAACAACAAGUACAACCACCAUCAAGCACGAACACGUUGAGGAUGAUACCAACCAUUCCGAUUCACCCUCUUCUUCCUCAACACCCAAUGGUAGUGCUACCACUCCUCCUACAACUACCUUAACACUCUUCUCAUCAACAACAACCAAACAGCAAGAAAUGGAAGAACUGAAUAACACAAAAGAAUUAUUAUCAAAACAUACUGCCAUGACCAAUAACAUGAUACUCACUAAAUCUUGCCAACCUACUCUGGUUGUUUCAUUAAGAAAUUUCAUGUGCACCAUUUGGGCAUCGAUUUGUUUCUUCUCAUUGUGGAUUCCAGCCUAUUUUUGUAGUGUCUUGUCGUUUAAAAUUUGUCGUUGGUUCGGUUUGGAUUCGAAUCGAGCCUUUACAAGUCAAUUUAUGAGAGUUUCAUCAAGAUUAGCAGUGAAAUUAAAUCCUUUUUGGAAUAUUAAAUAUUUGGAAUUGGAAAAUGCUCCUAAAAAGAAUACCAAUGAUGGUCGAUUAAUAUUUAUUUGUAAUCAUCAGAGUAAUAUGGAUCCCAUUGCCAUUAAUUCUGUAUUUGAUUGGAAUGCCAAAUGGGUAGCUAAGGAUUCCAUUUUUAAUGUUCCUUUUGGAGGCUACAUGAUGCAUCAUUGUGGAGAUAUUCCACUCACAUUUGCAACAGAACAAAUUGAAGAUACCAAUACACUGAAACAAAGCGCAAAAAAUUGUUUACAAGUUUGUAAGGAAUGGCUUGAACAGAAUUGUCCUGUUUUUAUUUUCCCUGAAGGAAGAAGAUCUAUCACUCAGAAUGUAUUAGAGUUUAAAAAAGGAGCAUUCAUUCUUGCUAAACAAACCAAAUCCUUCAUUGUUCCAAUGGCCAUCCAUGGUACGGGUGAUAUUUGGCCAGUCCAUCAAUCAUUAGCAUCUCCAGGUAAAGCAGUCGUUGUAAUGGGAAGCCCAAUUGAUCCAUCCAAAUACAAUGAUUUAGAUGACUUGGUAAGAGAUGCUAGAGAGCAUGUGAUUCAGUUGCAUGACAGAGCAAAGGAGGAAUGGAGAAAAAUAAGAAUAAAACAACAAGCAGCAGCUGUAAAUUAG
Naegleria lovaniensis is the source of this 1107-nucleotide messenger RNA. RefSeq lists its product as uncharacterized. Gene Ontology annotation, molecular function: 1-acylglycerol-3-phosphate O-acyltransferase activity. The record is from RefSeq and is a predicted model, not a curated record. Lineage: Eukaryota; Heterolobosea; Eutetramitea; Acrasida; Naegleriidae. The transcript is spliced from 3 exons. Gene Ontology annotation, biological process: phosphatidic acid biosynthetic process. Gene Ontology annotation, cellular component: endoplasmic reticulum. The coding region runs from base 1 to 1107 and encodes 368 amino acids.